Messenger RNA from Neopelma chrysocephalum (saffron-crested tyrant-manakin), 1905 nucleotides. Its product is annotated as putative UDP-GlcNAc:betaGal beta-1,3-N-acetylglucosaminyltransferase LOC100288842. Gene Ontology annotation, molecular function: hexosyltransferase activity. NCBI's taxonomy places the organism in Eukaryota, Metazoa, Chordata, Aves, Passeriformes, Pipridae. Gene Ontology annotation, cellular component: membrane. The record is from RefSeq and is a predicted model, not a curated record. The transcript has a single exon. Bases 395 to 1513 code for a protein of 372 amino acids.
UCUUACCCUGCCAGCUUCCAUAGGGCAGCGUGAGGCCAUAGGAAAGUUCUCCUUCAGGGACACUAUUACCAUGACAGGUCCUCAACAGCACCUCAGGCCUUCAGCAACAGGCUAAAAAUAGUCAGCAAAUACUAAUAGCAAGUUAUUCCCUACUAUUGCCACACGUGGAUGCACAAAACUUCUAAACCACAACUUGGGAAUGUCCUUCCCAGCUUGGGAUGUUGCUGUGCCAUGUGAAGUACAUUCCUGUAGAUUCCUUCUGUUUCUAGGAGAAAAAGAGCUUCAAAUUAAUAAAUGCAAAGACCACGGUCUAAAAGCUGUGACUGCUUUGCACAAAUAUAUUUUAAAAUGGAGGAAAGCUUUUUUGGUUGAGUGGCAGGAGAACUGAGUGUCCAUGUUUUCCCUUCCCCAGCCGACACUCUGCAGGCUCCGGACUCACCAGUGGUGCUUCAUCCUCUUUAAUGUCCUGCUUUUCCACGUGCUGCUCUUCGGGGCGGAUUUACUGGAGGAAUAUUUCCUGCACUCCUUCCCUCUGUCCUACACCGACGCAAAGACUCUGGAGAUCAGGGAGAGGGCCAGGAAGCUGGACAUGGAUCCCCUAAAGGCCAACCUCUCUCACACUGUCAGCAGUGCAGUGACAUGCUCGGGCCAAGAGGUGUUUUUGCUCAUCCUCGUCCACAGCAGCCCAGAAAACAGGACAAGGCGCGACACGAUCAGGCAGACGUGGGGCAACGUGACGGACACCAGGGGUUACACCGUCCUCACUCUGUUUGCUGUAGGAAAGGCAGCUUCAGAAAGCACCCAGCUGGAGAUCAAUGAAGAGGCUCACAAGCACAGGGACAUUAUUGAAGGCUCUUUCAUCGAUUCCCCGCAGACCCAGACACAGAAGAUGCUGCUGAGCGUGGAGUGGGCGGUGACUUUCUGUCCCCGGGCGAGAUUUAUCCUCGAAGCAGAUGAGGACGUGUUUGUGGGUGUUCCAAGCCUGGCUGGGUACCUGCUGAGCUUAACACAACUAGAGGACAUCUACCUUGGGAGGGUGGUUCAUCAGGGAGUGCCUGACAGGGACCCCCAAAGCCCUGCCUUCGUUCCCACCCAUCAGUAUCCCGAGGAGUUUUACCCGGAUUUCUGCCACGGCAGCGCCUUCGUCAUAUCCCAGGACGUCGCCCGCAAGGUUUACGUGGCUGCCAAGGAGGUGCCACUGUCAGUGCCCCCAGAUAUUUUCGUGGGAAUCUGUGCCAAGAAAGCUGGGAUCACUCCCAUGCACAGCUCCCGCUUUUCCGGGGGGAAGCACAUCAGCUACAAUCGAUGCUGCUAUAAAUUCAUCUUCACCUCUUCCAACGUGAAGGAGGACGAGCUAUUUAAAGCCUGGGAGGAAACAAGCAGUAGGGAAGAUUGUUCCUUGCUGGAAACCUACUACAGCCUGGUGUCCUGCAGGGUUCUGACCUACAUUGACAAGUUCAAGCAGUUCAGCUUGGAUAGAAUAAAAAAUGAGGUUCUUCAUUUUGUCAAUUAAGGUUUAGCUUUGGCGAAGAAAGGCUGAAUUUUCUUUUAGCAGCUGCUUUAUCCUGUAGCAUUCAGUAGAAAUUAUGCCCUCCCAAAGUUAGGUCUCCUCCCUUCAACAGCAAAUAAAUUCCCAGAGCUCCAGUGUGUGACAACAGCAAAACUGGAUGUACUCUAUGUAAGUACCUACAAGUGCAUGCAUAUAAGUAAAGUAGAGUAUUCCAAGAAACUCUGUCUGUCUUCAGUGUUUUUCAGACUUCUGAGUCCUCAAAACACCUUCUCCACUUUUUAUCCAAGUGAGGCAUCACCUGCUUCCAAAGAAUUUUGUACCAAAGGAGAAGCUUUCCACCCACAGAUGGAGCUGCUUCCGAGCAGGUUGGUUUACAGCACCAGGGAGAGGAACAG